This is a messenger RNA of Pararge aegeria (speckled wood butterfly), 2507 nucleotides long. Its product is annotated as protein spitz-like. The record is from RefSeq and is a predicted model, not a curated record. Gene Ontology annotation, molecular function: receptor ligand activity; epidermal growth factor receptor binding. Gene Ontology annotation, biological process: epidermal growth factor receptor signaling pathway. The transcript has a single exon. Bases 332 to 1021 code for a protein of 229 amino acids. Lineage: Eukaryota; Metazoa; Arthropoda; Insecta; Lepidoptera; Nymphalidae.
UUCAUUCCCGUCGGCAGAUGGCGGAUGCAGUAGACGCCUUCCGUCAGUCGCGCAUAGACAACUCACCGAGCGCAGUGCUAUUUUGUUUCGCUCAGCACCAUUUUGUGUGUAUCAUUCGAACGGGACAUUGUGUGUUUGUGCUCCGUGAAGUAUCUCAAUUCAGGAACUAAGUGUACAAAUAAAGUUCAGUGUUUAACUUUCGACAUGCCCGUCGAGGGAUCGAUGCGAUAUCUCGGGCGCUCGUAGAAACCGCGCCUCCGUCAUGAGCGAGUGAUCGUCGGCGUAAAAAAAGUUGACACAGGAAACAUGUCUGGGCGGACCGUCGACGCGGAUGCGAGCGAAGGGUUCGAGUUCGAAAUUCGAAAGCGGUCAUGUCAUCGCCUCUCGGAUUUCGUCUAAGUCACCGUCCAAUGUCAAAAUUGUGUCCCUCGCGCUCGCGCCUCGCGUCCGUCGCGAGCGGACAGUGCGGCCAGUGGGCAGUGUGCGGACAAUGCGCUCGUUGGUAGCGUGGUGGGCCGUGGCGUCCGUGGUGUGGUGGUGCGGCGGGCCGGCGGGCGCGUGCUCCAGCAGCAUCAGCAAGCGGCCGGCGCGCCCGGCGCGGCCCGCGCGCCCGCCGCAGCCGCGCCUCAACGUCACGUUCCCCACCUUCAAGUGCGAGCCCGACUACUCGGAGUACUACUGCCUCAACGGCGGCGCCUGCUUCACCGUGGUGAUCUCGGACAGCCCCAUCUAUAACUGCGAAUGCCGCAGCGGCUACGUGGGCCCGCGCUGCGAGUUCAAGGACCUGGACGACUCGUACGUGCUGACGAGCCGCCAGCUGCUGAUGGAGACGGCGUCCAUCGCGGGCGGCGCCACGGUGGCCGUGUUCCUCGCCAUUCUAGUCUGCUUCGGCGCCUGGGUGCGCCUGCGAGCGCCGCGCAAGGCGCCGCCGCCGCCCGAGCGCGGCCUGGUGCAGCUGGUGGCCGUGGCGGCGCCGCGCGGGGUGCGCCUGUGCGCGCGCGACGCCCUGUGCGUCAGCUAGUGGCACUGUGAUAAUUAUUUUACGGAGCUCAUAAUUUAUUAGGAGGGAUUGUUUGUACAUAGACCGGAUCGAGCCAUUUGGAGUGUUGCGUUUGUCAAAUUCCAGUCCUCGGUGUUUGUGAAAUAUAAUUGUAUAAUUUGUUGGUAUUCAGUGUAUUGGACUUGUGAGAUCAGCAAUGACCGUAUACCUUGUGCUACGCUUCAAGUAGAGCUGUUAUGUUGUAUAUUGUUGGCACUAUAUCGCAGGAGGCGGUGGCCCUGCCCGUCCCGGCAUGCAACUGCUGUCUUGGAAGUGAUUCUUAUUGGAUUUCACUGUAGAAGUUGUAAGAGGGGCAGUGCUUGCUGGGCAGGGCAGGGUGACCGCGGGUGCCUCUGGUCCCACUGCAUGUUAUUGUUUGUAAUGUAGCAAAUGUUUAAUGGCCUCGUGGGAGGUUGCCCACUCGCCCCAGUCUGCACACGGUGCUGUGCAGACCGGGGCGUGUGGAUGUAUGUGUAUAUUGUGCCGAGGCGGCGGGUCUCGGCCUCGGGGUAUAUUUGUGAAUCAAUGUUACUUGUACUAUAGUAGUAUACAUGAAUGUGAUGAAUUGGCUGCCUGAGAGCCAGUGUGGCGCAGUUCCUAGCCGCAGCACAUUCCAUCAGCGGAUCAGUAUUAUUUUGUAAUACGAGUGUUAAGCCGGCAGCUUUACUUUAUUUUUUAAUUUAUACCUGAUAUCCCGGUGGGAUAGAGCUGUAUUAUAUUCAUUUAAAGGCUGAGAUGUGCCCUUAACGAAGGCUUCUUGUAAAUAUAGCCAGUGUAGGUAUUUAUUAGAUAUUUAUGAACGUUUAUUUAUUGACUGCUUUAUUUAGUUAAAACUCCAUGAUCCAACUCGCCUAAUAACUAUUAACGGUUGCAUCUAAACCUUGCUAAGCACGGCCUCGCGUAUCGUAUGCCCUAUUGUAAUCUCAUUGUGAAUCUCGCCUAUUGUAAAAAUUGUAAAACAUUGGAUGGUGUCAAAACUCUCUGCAGUGUGAGCGCCCUUGCUUAUGUUUCUUUUUCUCCAUUAAACCUCAUUUGUCGCUCAGUAAUUCCUGUCUCAUAUUACAUAUGUAUAGUCUAGUUUCUUAUUGUAUUUCGACAGCUCACACUGUAGGGGCGAUACAAAAAAAUCGCAUAAUAAUUUCUGAACUGUGUCCUCAAACUGUGUACUUGGAAACUGAUAAGUUGGUAAUGUUUUAUUCUAGACAGUUCCUACCCUUGUACGGCAAUUUCAUCAAUUUGACUGGAUCGCGAUGCCACUGACUCCUCAGUUCCCAAGUGGGCAGCAAAGUACUUCCCAUGGUAUUGAUUCAGAUGAGAUGUUUAUAUGAACAUUCCAAAGUAUAUAAUGUAAAAUAUUACCUACAUCGCUAAUAAUUUUGAAAUACCUGUUAAGACGCUACAUUGUUAAUUAUACAGUUUUCUAUUGAUCAUUAUUUGUUAAAAGAAAAUUAUACGAAACUAAAUCCUU